This is a messenger RNA of Globicephala melas (long-finned pilot whale), 6563 nucleotides long. RefSeq names its product C-type lectin domain containing 16A (gene CLEC16A). Gene Ontology annotation, cellular component: late endosome; endolysosome membrane. Gene Ontology annotation, biological process: endosomal transport; endosome to lysosome transport; regulation of autophagosome maturation. The record is from RefSeq and is a predicted model, not a curated record. Lineage: Eukaryota; Metazoa; Chordata; Mammalia; Artiodactyla; Delphinidae.
AAUGUCAGUGCUGGACUGUGGGCCGGGGGGGAAGGUGGUUGGCAGUCUCUCGAGCACCUCAGCCGCUGCUUCCUCCGCUUGUGCCGCCGCCGCGGGCGCCUGGCCGCUCGGCCGCUUGGGCAUGAGACCGUGAGGCAAGCGACUGGCCGGGGCCGCCGACAUGUUUGGCCGCUCGCGGAGCUGGGUGGGCGGGGGCCAUGGCAAGUCUUCCCGCAAUAUCCACUCCUUGGACCACCUCAAAUAUCUGUACCACGUUUUGACCAAAAACACCACCGUCACAGAACAGAACAGGAACCUGCUGGUGGAGACCAUCCGAUCCAUCACCGAGAUUCUGAUCUGGGGGGAUCAGAAUGACAGCUCUGUAUUUGACUUCUUCCUGGAGAAGAACAUGUUCGUCUUCUUCUUGAACAUCCUGCGGCAGAAGUCAGGCCGCUACGUGUGCGUUCAGCUGCUGCAGACCUUGAACAUCCUCUUCGAGAAUAUCAGUCACGAGACCUCACUUUAUUAUUUGCUGUCUAAUAACUAUGUAAAUUCUAUCAUUGUCCAUAAGUUUGACUUUUCUGAUGAGGAGAUUAUGGCAUAUUAUAUAUCGUUCCUGAAAACGCUUUCGUUAAAACUCAACAACCACACGGUCCAUUUCUUUUACAAUGAGCACACUAAUGACUUCGCCCUGUACACAGAAGCCAUCAAAUUUUUCAAUCACCCCGAAAGUAUGGUUAGAAUUGCUGUAAGAACCAUAACUUUAAACGUCUACAAAGUGGAUAACCAGGCCAUGCUGCACUAUAUCAGAGAUAAAACUGCUGUCCCUUACUUCUCCAAUUUGGUCUGGUUCAUCGGGAGCCAUGUGAUCGAACUUGACAACUGUGUGCAGACGGAUGAGGAGCAUCGGAAUCGGGGGAAGCUGAGUGACCUGGUGGCUGAGCAUCUGGACCACCUGCACUAUCUCAAUGACAUCCUGAUCAUUAACUGCGAGUUCCUCAACGACGUGCUCACAGACCACCUGCUCAACAGGCUCUUCCUGCCGCUCUACGUGUACUCGCUGGAGAACCAGGACAAGGGAGGAGAACGACCGAAAAUCAGCCUGCCGGUUUCUCUCUACCUUCUGUCCCAGGUCUUCCUAAUUAUACAUCACGCACCCCUGGUGAACUCAUUAGCUGAAGUCAUUCUGAACGGCGAUCUGUCUGAGACGUACACUAAGCCCGAACAGGAUGUUCAGAGAAGCUGUGCCAAGCCCAGCAUUCGGUGCUUCAUUAAACCCACCGAGACGCUAGAGCGGUCCCUUGAGAUGAACAAGCACAAGGGCAAGAGGCGGGUGCAAAAGAGACCCAACUACAAAAACGUUGGGGAGGAAGAAGAUGAGGAGAAAGGGCCCGCCGAGGACGCCCAAGAAGACGCCGAGAAGGCUAAAGGUACAGAGGGUGGUUCAAAAGGCACCAAGACGAGUGGGGAGAGUGAAGAGAUAGAGAUGGUAAUCAUGGAGCGCAGCAAGCUCCCGGAGCUGGCGCCCAGCACCUCGGUGCAGGAGCAGAACACCACGGACGAGGAGAAGAGCGCCGCCACUGGCCUGGACAGCGUCCAGUGGAGCAGACCCUUCCUGGAUAUGGUGUACCAUGCCCUAGACAGCCCAGAUGACGAUUACCACGCGCUCUUCGUGCUCUGCCUCUUGUACGCGAUGUCUCAUAACAAAGGCAUGGAUCCUGAGAAACUCGAGCGGAUCCAGCUGCCGGUGCCCACUGCGGCCGAGAAGACGACCUACAACCACCUACUGGCUGAAAGACUCAUCAGGAUCAUGAACAACGCAGCCCAGCCAGAUGGCAAGAUCCGGUUGGCGACGCUGGAGCUGAGCUGCCUGCUCCUAAAGCAGCAAGUCGUGACCAGCACGGGCUGUAUCAUAAAGGACGUACACCUGGCCUGCCUGGAGGGAGCCCGAGAAGAAAGUGUCCACCUGGUGCGGCAUUUCUAUAAGGGAGAAGAAAUCUUUUUGGACAUGUUUGAAGAUGAGUACAGGAGCAUGACGAUGAAGCCCAUGAAUGUGGAAUAUCUCAUGAUGGACGCCUCCAUCCUGCUGCCCCCCACGGGCACGCCGCUGACGGGCAUUGACUUUGUGAAGCGGCUGCCGUGUGGUGACGUGGAGAGGACCCGGCGGGCCAUCCGGGUGUUCUUCAUGCUCCGUUCCCUGUCACUGCAACUGCGAGGGCAGCCCGAGACCCAGCUGCCGCUGACGCGGGAGGAAGACCUGAUCAAAACGGAUGACGUCCUUGAUCUGAACAACAGCGACCUGAUCGCGUGCACGGUGAUCACCAAGGAUGGCAGCAUGCUCCAGCGGUUCCUGGCUGUCGACAUUUACCAGAUGAGUUUGGUGGAGCCUGACGUGUCCAGGCUGGGCUGGGGAGUGGUCAAGUUCGCAGGCCUUCUGCAGGACAUGCAGGUGACUGGCGUGGAGGACGACAGCCGCGCCCUGAAUAUCACCAUCCACAAGCCUGCAUCCAGCCCCCAUUCCAAGCCCUUCCCCAUCCUGCAGGCCACCUUCGUCUUCUCGGACCACAUCCGCUGCAUCAUCGCCAAGCAGCGCCUGGCCAAGGGCCGCAUCCAGGCGAGACGCAUGAAGAUGCAGAGAAUAGCUGCCCUCCUGGACCUCCCGAUCCAGCCGACAACUGAAGUCCUGGGGUUUGGUCUCAGCUCGUCCUCUACCCAGCACCUGCCUUUCCGCUUCUACGACCAGUGCCGCCGGGGCAGCAGCGACCCCACAGUACAGCGCUCUGUGUUUGCGUCGGUGGACAAGGUGCCAGGCUUCGCCGUGGCCCAGUGCAUGAACCAGCACAGCUCAUCCUCCCUGUCCUCGCCGUCGCCGUCUGCCAGCGGGAGCCCCAGCGGCAGUGGGAGCGCCAGUCACUGCGACUCGGGGGGUGCCCGCUCGUCGUCCAGCCCCUCGGCCGCCCAGAGCCCUGCAGGAGUGGCAGGAAAGGACGCCGGCGAGUGUUCAGCCUGUCGGAGGCCGACAGUCACGGCGGCCACUGGGUUUAGUGCUUCGAUCGGCAGCUGUCACGGCACCUCUGGCACGGUCACUGCAGAUGACCCCAUGACUAUGGAGCAGCCUCAGCCUAACCUUCCCGACCAGUUGGUGAUCAUCAGUGAAACAGAAGCAGAGGCCAGGCCCAGCAAGAGCCUGGCGAGGAGCGCGGAUGUGGAGACAGUCAACCUGUGCCCCAGCCUCAUCCCCGCCCAGCAGCCCACCAUCUCCCUGCUUUGCGAGGACACUGCCGACACGCUGAGCGUGGAGUCACUGACUCUCGUCCCGCCCGUCGACCCCCAUAGCCUCCGCACCCUCACCGGCAUCCCCCCGCCACCCACACCAGCCGCGGUGGGCACAGGGACCCCGGACGAGGGGGCUGCGCAGCCAGAGCCAGCGGGCCCCGCUGAGCACUGAGUUGACCUCCCUUCGUGCGUGCGGCCCCGCUGGCAGGGACCCGGAGCAGCUGACACGACAGACACCUCAGGAGCGUCUGAAGUUCUCCUCGGCCCGGUAACCGCCUCGAACCAUCCUUGCAGUCCUUUGCUCCGUUUGAAUUCCCCUUUUACUUCACACCUCUUUGAGGCAGGCUGGGACCAGUGGCGACACCCCAGCGAACCCAGAUGACUGAGGCAGAGGAGGUUGGGCUGGUGUCAGAGCCCACGGCCCCAGGGCAGCAGGACCCACCGACAACACUCCCUUCAUCAGCCAGCCCCUCCCCAGUCUCGAAGGUCCUCUGCCAGCGUCCCCAGUGAGCACAGAAGAAGCGGACGUGGUCACUUUGUGUAGAAAUUUGUAGAAAAGCAAACUUCGAUAAACAUCUCCUUUGGAUAUUUAUUCCUGCUUCUGGCAGCAGAUGAAAAACCUCUAUUUUAAAAGUUCAAAAAAAAAUCCUCCACCCUGAGGUUUGAUGUCAUGUUAGAAGUGUGAUAUUACUGUCGAGAUUUCAUUUUCAUUUUGCCUUGAACUUCCCAGCGUUUUGGGUUUAGAGAUCUCAGUCUGACUUUCUCCAUUGUCUUAAGGGAUUCCAUUUCUUUAUUACUCACUAACUCUGCAAGCCUAUGGAAUGAUAAAAGUCCCUUCCUGGAAAGGUUAGAGUAUUUUUUAAGCAAAAAUAAGGGAGAGACUCAUAUUCUCAGGUACACACAGAGCUGGGAGGGCCGAAAGUUUCUCUGCCGUGGCAGCCCAGGGGCCUUGCGUUACCCAGAAGAUCUUUCCAUGAAAGGGGGAUAGUGCAGUCAGCUCCCCGCUCAGGACCAUUCCUCGUCUCUCCGGACUGAAACCAAACAGGAUGGUUUUCCGGCAUCACCUUCGGUUGUCCCCAUCUCUCUAUUUGUCUAAGAGAGAACGAUUUGGGACUGCAGACACUCCAGCCCCCGUGGCCGCGAUGGAAAGGAAAGGCCAUGGAAACCGUCCUCUGAGUCCGUCGCCUGCUGCUGAGUGGUGUGGGUGCCUGCAUGCAGGGACAUCCCGAGAGCCAGCCCCCGCCCAGCUGCAAGGACAUGACGUCCGAGCUCACAGGGCCAUCCUAGGAGCUCGGGGUUUGUCCCUCUUCUCUCAGCUGCUGCUGUAAAGAUGCAAGCUCGUUUUUAAAAUGGAAACCCCCAGUUCCUUCUCCAUUUGGGCUGGGUGUGUGCAGGCCAGGUCUCCGCUAUAUCCGAUAAAGCUCCCAAAAUGUUCUUUCUACUCAGCCAGGCAAGGCCAAUCGACCCUCACCUCUCUGGUUGAUGCUCAGACCUUCCAAAACUUGCCUCCACGUGUCCCCCAGGAGUGCCAGCACCGUGGUGUCAGUGUCAGCCGGUCCGGGUUAUCAGGUGGCCUCAGGAAAUGCUCCGCACUCUUACCUCUUAGAGGACCCGCUCCCCGGUACCUCCCCCAAUCUGCUGUCAGGCAGGGCCUGCCCGGGCCAGACUUCAGCCUCCUGAAGGAAACACACUGGUCCCCUGAGGAAGGGGAGUGGCGCCUGCAGGACAGAUCUCUCCAGCCUUAAGAAGCCCUCCGGGCAGGUGAGCCCAGCCAGCACCAACAGGGGAAAGACCCAGCUCAGAAACGCAGCCAUUUAGGCAGAAAUUCCAGGGGCCCUGGCAAGGAGGGACAGGCCAUGACCUUCAGGAGAGUCCCCUGGAAAGGACAGGCAGGGGGAACGGAAAGAGGGAGAAAGUCCAUGUUGUCAGGGACAGGGGCCCCCUGGUUAUUCUGCCAGGAUGCAGCGGCAGGCCAGCCCCAGAGCCACUCACUGCCGGUUUUGAAACAAUUCUGGAGCAGCAGAAAUGAGAGGCCAGUGACCUCCCAGCCGGUGGCAUUAUCGUGAGGAACAAGCCGAGGCACGUGGACCCUGCCCUGGGACCACCAGCCUGCUGUCUGAAAUCCAGUGGCUCCAGGUGGCUUCAAGCUCUACGGGAGGAAAGUCUCGGCCGGGGGACAGCAUGCCCAGGAGGACCCGCAGCAGUAUCACCCAGGCAGGAGAGCUGAACGCAGCCCAGCCUCCAUGGGCUCUUGAAUAGCAGGUGCGAUCAGACCAAGCUUCCGCCCCACGUCUGGCCCAAGGGCAGGCCUCUCCCCGGGUGGGCUCGAGGGGUUGGUUGUGGGCAGCCCACAGCCGGCUGGCAGCCAGGUCUCCACUGUCUUGGCAGCAGUGGCACAGCUAUGUCUUCAGGAGCCCCCAGAAAAUCUAACAGUGGGGGCACCUCCAGAGGGGCCCGUCCAGACAGCAGGUGCUGGGACUCUGGGGCAGAGAGGUAGAGCCAGGAAUCCUUGGCGAGCCCGGGGCAGGGGCCAUGGCCUGUGACACGUGAGUACCAGACUCGGCCUCAGCAGGCCCGUCCAGCCCGCUAUCUCCAUGUCCCCGCAGAGACCCUCCCCAAGUCCACAUCGGGCCCACUGAGUUUGCCAAGUCAGGGGCAGGGCUGGCCACAUGAACCCCCAAACGUCAGCUUUGAAAGUUGCUGGGGAGAAGCACAUGUCCUUUCCAGUUUGGGACCUUGAGCCAGCGAGGACGCCUCUCAGAGUCAGACAGGUACGUGCCCCACCCCGGGAGGCGGGGGGGGGGGGAGGGAUUGUCCUCCUGCCACCAGCAGGCCCUCUGUGCUGCCCCUCCCCCCAUCACGCCUGCCUUGGUUGCUGCUCUCUGCAGAAGGCAGCUGCCACCCAAGCACCUGCACUGCGACCUGGGGGUGGGCGAGGAAACGUACGUCUUAACAGGCAUACACCAAGAUUUCUCUAAGGUCUCAAGAUGCACUGUUCAAAAAGGCACAGGGUGAACCAAUUCUCAUCUUCUUUUCUAGACGCAAUAAAUAAGAAAUAUUUAAUGUAGUCAUGAUGAUAUUGGGCAUAAACUGUAAGGGUUCCUUAAGUUCCUCUGAGUUGAAAAUAUGUAAAUAAUUCUUGUCCCAAGGAGGAGCGGGGCUGGGAAACCUCAUGCUUCUGGGCUACGGGACCGUUCCAGGGAAGUACCUGCUCUCGCCAGCAUGACUCAUGUUUCGUGGGUACUGAACACGAGGGUGGAAAUGAAAACUGGAACUUCCUUGUAAAUCUGAACUUGGCAAUAAAAGAA